Verruconis gallopava is the source of this 2167-nucleotide messenger RNA. RefSeq names its product acyl-CoA desaturase. Bases 334 to 1746 code for a protein of 470 amino acids. The transcript has 2 exons. The record is from RefSeq and is a predicted model, not a curated record. NCBI's taxonomy places the organism in Eukaryota, Fungi, Ascomycota, Dothideomycetes, Venturiales, Sympoventuriaceae. Gene Ontology annotation, biological process: unsaturated fatty acid biosynthetic process. Gene Ontology annotation, molecular function: stearoyl-CoA 9-desaturase activity; heme binding; iron ion binding. Gene Ontology annotation, cellular component: endoplasmic reticulum membrane.
AUGGCCCUCUGCGUUGGAUGACCACAGCAUUAUGCUUCUUUUGCUCAACGCCUGGAAUCCCGCUGGGACUGUCCCCCCGCAGCCACUCGCUCCCAUUCUUCCGGCCUUGCUGCCCAUCCAGACCUGUCCUUUUUGCGCCCGGGUUUUUUUGUUGGCCGUUGACUAGAUCCAUGAUUCGCACUCCGUAAUCCACCUUGCCUCUUCUCGCCAUCCAUAUUAAAAGCCCUCCUCUCCGCCAUUCCGCUACUUGCUCUUUCCUUCUCCUCUUAGCCGCUUGCUCGCCAGUGUACUCCCCUCCCAGUUGCCAUUGGGGCUAUUCUUCACACGUUCAUCAUGCCGUCAAGCCAGCCUUCGGCAGGCGAGCCUGUCUCGCAACCGUCGGCCGCCACCUCGUCGAAAAACCCAAAGUACGAUCCUAAGAAGCCUCACAUCACCGACAUGCCCAUUACCUGGUCGAAUUGGUACCAGCACGUCAACUGGCUGAACGUCACCUUCAUCGGCUUCCUCCCUCUGUCCGGUGUCGUCGCCGCCUUCUUCACGCCACUCCAGUGGAAGACGGCUGUUUGGGCCGUCGUCUACUACUUCUGCACCGGCCUCGGUAUCACGGCUGGCUACCACAGGCUGUGGGCACACAAAUCGUACAACGCCACCUUCCCACUCGAGCUGUUCCUCGCCCUCUGCGGCGGCGGAGCCGUCGAGGGCAGCAUCCGGUGGUGGGCAAGAGAUCACCGCGCUCACCACAGAUAUACCGACACCUCCAAGGACCCCUACAGCGUCCGCAAGGGCCUGCUGUACAGCCACCUCGGCUGGAUGGUCAUGAAGCAGAAUCCCAAGCGCAUCGGCCGCACCGACAUCUCCGACUUGAAUGAGAAUCCGAUUGUGAGAUGGCAGCACAAGAACUAUGUCUGGGUUGCUCUCUUCAUGGGUGUCGUCUUCCCAUCCUUGGUUGCCGGCAUUGGCUGGAACGAUUGGAAGGGUGGCUAUGUCUACUCUGGCAUUCUCCGCAUCUUGUUCGUCCAGCAGGCCACCUUCUGCGUCAACUCGCUCGCCCACUGGCUCGGCGAGCAGCCAUUUGACGACCGCAACUCACCCCGCGACCAUGUCUUCACCGCUCUGAUGACCCUCGGCGAGGGCUACCACAACUUCCACCACGAGUUCCCGUCUGACUUCCGCAACGCUAUCGAAUGGUAUCAGUAUGAUCCAACCAAAUGGUUCAUCUGGACUUGCAAGAAGCUUGGCCUGGCAUACAACUUGAAGCAGUUCCGAGCCAACGAGAUCGAGAAGGGACGUGUGCAACAGCUGCAGAAGAAACUCGAUCAGAAGCGCGCCAAGCUCGACUGGGGUGUGCCACUCGAGCAGCUUCCUGUCAUGGAGUGGGAGGAUUACGUCGAGCAGUGCAAGAACGGCCGUGCUCUUAUCUCUGUUGCCGGUGUAGUUCACGACGUCUCAGGUUUCAUUGAGGAUCACCCCGGCGGACGUGCCAUGAUCAACUCUGGUAUCGGAAAAGACGCAACCGCCAUGUUCAAUGGUGGCGUGUACCUACAUUCAAAUGCAGCGCACAAUCUGCUGUCCACCAUGCGCGUCGGCGUCAUUCGUGGCGGUAUGGAGGUCGAGAUCUGGAAGCGCGAUCAUAACACAGCCAAGGACGCUAUGUACAUCAAGGACGAGAACGGCAACCGUAUUAUCCGCGCUGGCCAACAGGUCACCCGAGUUGCAGAGCCUGUGCAGAGCGCUGGUGCUGCUUAGAUCCAUCAAGAUUUCUUUUUUUUUUCGGCUAGCUUUUUGAUGUUGAUGAGACUAUGUGUAUAUAUGUCCUAUGCCGAGGUCUGAAAUUUUUUUUUAAAGAGGCUUCGGGAGUUUCUGUAUGGCGUUGGCGACUGCUCCUUGUAAAAGCGACUUGUGGGUGGGGAGAGACAACCCAGAAAACUUGUUAAGUUUUCGUGCGUUCGCUGCAAAUGAAAACAAAGUUAAAGAAUGAAUCGACAGCUUUGGACGCUGCACGUGUUGCAGACUGGUUUCCAUGAUGCGUAAAAACCGUCUAUACUCGAACAUUGAGCUCUAAAAUGGCAGAAUUGACGAAAUUGACACGGUCAGAAACCGUGCGACGUUUUGAGUUUGAAAUUUCGAAUAGAUUUCACGUGCACAACUUCAAUUGCCCUGCUGCCUU